AUGUCGACCACCGUCGAAACGCUGCUCGCGCAGCAUCGCGUUGAGAAAAAGAACCUCCAGAACCAGAUCACGGGAAUGAAGAAACAAGCUACCAAGUCUAAGCGUAAACAGGUGAACGCCCGCUGCCAGGAGCUCGAGGACGAGCUCCUGCGCAGGCAGGAACAGGAGAUCCGGGAGCUCAAGACACAACUAGGCGUGAUCUCGGACGAGGAUGAGGAUGAACUGACACCUGAGAAGUUGCUGGCGCAGCUUGCGCUGGAAACGGAAGAAGGAGUUGUUCAAGAGUCACAGCAGCAGCAGCAGCAACAGCUGCUGCCGCCGCCGGGCAAAAAACGUAAUCGCCAAAAGGACCGGCUGUCAAGACGACAGGCCGAACAGGAUCGGAUCCGAGCCGAAGCAGAACUGGAAGCCGCACAACAACCAGAUCUCAAACAAAUCGAGCAAGAAGCCCUCACGCAGCUUUGUUCCCUGGCAAAACUGUCUCCUGUCGAUAUCCAGCCCGAUGGCCACUGCCUAUUCGCUUCCAUCCUGGAUCAAAUGCGACUGCGACACCCUUCAGAUGCAACGUACGCGUUGCCGGCUCCCUGUGCCCACGACUCGAGUCUCGACAACGUUACCGUCUACACGCUACGACGUUGGGCCGCACAGCACGUCAGAGACCAUCGCGAUGACUUCGUUCCGUACCUGUUCGAUGAGCAGACUUGCACGCUGAAAGAUGUCGACGAAUACACCGACACCAUAGAGAACACCGCGCAAUGGGGUGGCGAAGUCGAGAUCCUGGCGCUUGCACAAGUGCUGAAGUGCUCCAUCAGCGUUCUCAUGAGCGGUCGCGCUACGCACAAGGUCAACCAAGAAGGUUCGGUCUACCCGGAACUCAAACUCGUCUACUACAAGCACGGGUACGCACUCGGCGAGCACUACAACUCGCUACACGAUGCAAAAGUUUAG
Messenger RNA from Lachancea mirantina, 948 nucleotides. Lineage: Eukaryota; Fungi; Ascomycota; Saccharomycetes; Saccharomycetales; Saccharomycetaceae. The record is from the annotation of a GenBank genome assembly.